ACGACGAGGAUGAGGAUUUGGUUUCCUUUGCUGUAAUGCUGUACUGUAAUGUCAAUCGAAAUCAUUAGUUGCUCUAAAAGUUAUUUAGUUGUGGGUGCGUUGUUUUCUUAAAUUCAAGCCACAUUAUUUCGCGAACGAAUAGACAUUUUGUCUAUAUAAAAAGACCGACUUUUGCAGGCAGUACAGUUUCGUUUCAACAAGCUAGGAUUUUGUUAGAUUGAAGCUUUUAAUCCUUAUUGGACAGUCCCGCUGUACAGUUAUUUUAUGCCCUUGAAAUUACUACGUUCUCAAGCUUAAUCAUAAAAAUGAUCACCCGGCACUAUAAAAUGCAAAGAAUGAGUAGGAAAGAAGAGGAGGUCGGGCUAAAGGAGUUGACCCAAGUUUUGUACAACACUCGUACAAUAUACAACCCCUUGCCUGGUUAUGACAAGAACGUUUAUCAUGAACGUUACCAGAUUGGACUAGACUGUGAUGAGGUCUACCCAAACAUAUACAUUGGCGAUGCAGGGUCUGCCAAGAACAAACAGUAUCUGAUGAAGUUAGGCAUAACUCAUGUGGUCAACACGGCUGAGGGGAAGCUGUUCGGAAUGGUAGAUACAGACCAAGAGUUCUACAAGAAUACGACUAUCAAGUACCUGGGCUUCAGCAUCAUGGACUUGCCAGUGUCCAAUAUCAGCCAACACUUCUUCGAAGUCGCUGAUUUUAUCGAGCAAGCGAUCAAAGAGGGCGGUAAAGUGCUUGUGCACUGCUUGAUGGGAAUGUCUCGGUCAAGUACGUGCGUGUUGGCGUACCUGAUGAUCAAGGAGGGCCUAUCAGCUGGGGAGGCAGUCAGGCAGGUGCGACAACAUCGCGACAUACGACCCAACGACGGAUUCCUGCUGCAGCUCGUCCAACUCGAAAACAAACUGAAAAGAGAGAGAAACGGUGUCAGCUAAGUCAACAAUUAACUCAAAUUCCAAGCAAUCUUGACCAAAUUCUCUGUCAAGUUGAGAUACAAAUUUUCUAAUUAUGUUUUGUAACUGUGAUGUAUUUUUGGUAUAUGAGCGCGAAUUUUAUACCUUUCACACGGGUUUGUAAGUGAUUAAAUUGUAGCUAAAGAUAUUUCAA
Messenger RNA from Macrosteles quadrilineatus (aster leafhopper), 1107 nucleotides. Its product is annotated as dual specificity protein phosphatase 3. Gene Ontology annotation, cellular component: cytoplasm. Lineage: Eukaryota; Metazoa; Arthropoda; Insecta; Hemiptera; Cicadellidae. The transcript is spliced from 5 exons. The coding region runs from base 306 to 935 and encodes 209 amino acids. The record is from RefSeq and is a predicted model, not a curated record. Gene Ontology annotation, molecular function: protein tyrosine/serine/threonine phosphatase activity; MAP kinase phosphatase activity. Gene Ontology annotation, biological process: negative regulation of MAPK cascade; protein dephosphorylation.